Chanos chanos (milkfish) is the source of this 3468-nucleotide messenger RNA. It is a transcript of the gene prdm15, whose product is annotated as PR domain containing 15. The record is from RefSeq and is a predicted model, not a curated record. Gene Ontology annotation, biological process: regulation of gene expression. Gene Ontology annotation, cellular component: nucleus. The transcript has 24 exons. The coding region runs from base 1 to 3468 and encodes 1155 amino acids. NCBI's taxonomy places the organism in Eukaryota, Metazoa, Chordata, Actinopteri, Gonorynchiformes, Chanidae. Gene Ontology annotation, molecular function: protein binding.
AUGACAGAGCAGACACCAGAUGAGUAUUUCUGGUGUGAAGACUGCGGACAGUACCAUAAUUCCGAGUGUCCUGAACUUGGGCCUGUGGUCACUGUUAAAGACUCAUUUGUCCUGAGUCGGGCCCGGUCAUCUCUGCCUGACAGCCUGGAGAUUAGACAGACCCCUGAAGGGAAAGAAGGGGUUUUUGUGCUCAAACGUCUUGUGAAGAGAACCCGCUUUGGCCCCUUUGAGGCUAAGAGAGUGCCUCACCUGGACAAAGAGGGGUCGUUUCCUUUAAAGAUCUUCACUAAGGAGGGGCCGGUGAUCUGUUUCGACACGUCCAAUGAGGAGGACUGUAACUGGAUGAUCCUGGUGCGACCAGCUUCUGAUCACAAGCACCAGAACCUCACUGCCUAUCAGCAGGAUGAUGAGAUCUACUUCAACACCUCCCAGGAUGUACCUCCAGGAUCUGAGCUGAGAGUCUGGUAUGGGGCCUUCUAUGCCAAAAAGAUGGAGAAGCCUGUGUUAAGGCCCCCGGUCUUGCCACCUCCAGCAGAAGUCACCUCCACCAAGUCCGGGGACCGUCAGGUCCAGACAGGGUCAACAGCGGGCCCGCUGACCGGAGUGAGUGACACAGACCACAUGCUAAGUCACCUGCAGCAGAUGAAGACUGUAACACCUCCACCUUCAGAACAAGCUGUGUCGCAGGAAACCGGGCCUGGAUCCUCUGAUAACGCGGCCAACGCUAGCGUCACUCCUACACAACCGGAGCCCAAAAGAAAACCCGGCCGCAUACGAAGAACAAGGGCGCUGAAACCUGGGGUUACUGCUCCAAGUGAAACCAGCAAAGAAGUUCCUUCCAGCGAACCGGAUGAGCAGGCCCUCAGCACCGUGGCCCCAGACUUGGGGCUGACCGUGUUGGAUGGUCAAGGUCUCGCGGUUGGGUCAGAUGACGUGCCUGCCAAACUUUCGCGGGUACCCCGUGUUCUCAUGCCCUCUGGAAGGCCCGGGAUGAGAAAACGGUUUCUCCGUCAAGGUGGAGAUCAUAAACGAGUCUACCAGUGCAGUCUCUGUAACAAGGUGUUUCAGAACAGCAGCAACCUCAACCGUCACAUUCGCUCCCAUGGGGACAAGCUCUUUAAAUGUGACGAAUGUGAAAAGAUGUUCAGUCGUAAGGAGAGCCUGAAGCAGCACAUCUCCUACAAACACAGUAAGAAUGAGCCGGACUUAGAGUACAGGUACAAAUGCACUACUUGUGAGAAGUCCUUCCGGGUGGAGAACGCCUUAAAAUUUCACAACUGCAGGACAGAUGACAAGACAUUCCAGUGUGAGAUAUGCUCGCGCUUUUUCUCCACUAACAGUAACCUGUCCAAACACAAGAAGAAACACGGGGAAAAACUCUACUCCUGCGAGAUCUGCAACAAAAUGUUUUACCGCAAGGAUGUCAUGCAGGAUCAUCACCGCCGCCACGUCAUGGGCCCAAAGAGCAUGAAGAGAGAAGAGCUGGAGGCCAACGGAGAGGAAGGAACCAAAUACAGGAAAGAACCCUCAGCCUGUCCCAUUUGUAACAAGGUGUUCUCCUGCCGGAGUAAUAUGAAUAAGCACCUGCUGACUCACGGGGAUAAGAAAUACACCUGUGAGAUCUGCGGCCGCAGGUUUUUCCGCGUGGACGUCUUGCGGGAUCACAUCCACGUGCAUUUCAAAGACAUUGCCUUAAUGGAUGAGCAGGAGAGGGCGGAGUUUAUCAAGAAGAUUGGCAUCUCAGUGGAUGACAGUGAAGGAAACUCUGAUGAUGAGGAUGGGAAGGAUGACCCUGAGCAUCAUAAGUACAGCUGCAAGAAGUGUCAGGUGACCUUCGCUAAGGGGCGGGACUACCUGAAGCACAUUAUGGACAUGCAUAAAGAGCGAGGUUACGGCUGUAUCAUCUGUAACCGCCGCUUUGCUCUCAAAGCCACCUACAAUGCCCACCUGGUCAUCCACAGAGAGCAGCUCGUGGACCCUGCUGUGCAGAGGUACAUUCAUCCAUGUGAAAUGUGCGGCAGGAUUUUCAACAGUAUCGGAAACCUGGAGAGACACAAGAUCAUCCACACCGGAGUGAAGAGUCAUAGCUGUGAUCAGUGUGGGAAGUCUUUUGCCAGGAAGGACAUGUUGAAAGAGCAUCUGAGAGUCCAUGACAACAUCCGGGACUUCCUGUGUGCCGAGUGCGGCAAAGGAAUGAAAACAAAACACGCCCUAAGGCACCAUAUGAAGCUGCACAAAGGUAUAAAAGAAUACGAAUGUAAGGAGUGCAACCGCAAAUUUGCCCAGAAAGUGAACAUGCUGAAACACUACAGGAGACACACAGGCAUAAAGGACUUCAUGUGUGAGCUGUGUGGAAAGACUUUUAGUGAGAGAAACACCAUGGAGACGCACAAACUAAUACACACAGUGGGGAAGACGUGGUCAUGCGCUGUGUGCGAUAAGAAAUAUGUGACGGAGUACAUGUUACAGAAGCAUGUGCAGCUGACUCACGAUAAGGUGGAGGCCCAGAGCUGUCACCUGUGUGGGACUAAAGUCUCCACCCGCGCCUCCAUGAACAGGCAUAUGCGCCGGAAACACCCUGAGGUGGUACCCGUUAGAGUCAGUGACUUCGACAACCUCCAGGAACCGUCAACUGUCGAUACUUCAGCAAUCGAUGCAUCAUCCAUUAGCAUUGUGCAGCCCACACUAUCUCUGGAUAAGGAGCCUCUCUCGGAGGAGAAGACUCAGAGGAGUGGACGUCCUCCUAAGAAGAAGCAGAAGCAGCAGCCGCUGGAAGAGCCCCAGCUGUCCGACUCGGAUGAGUACUCUGACUUCACCGGUAAAGGCCCGGAUUUUUCCACGGCGGUUGGGGACGAGACUAGCUCAGCUGUGCAGAGCAUUCAGCAGGUUGUAGUGUUGGCAGAGCCAAACGCCCAAUCAGCACCGUCUCCCUCCAGUUCUGUUGGGCUGACCAACAUCACCGUGACACCCAUCACCACGCCUGCGCAGGCGCAGUUUUCCAGUCUGCAGCCCGUUGCCGUGGGCCACUUGACACACGCCGACCGUCCCCUGACCCUGGACAGCUCCAUCCUCACCGUGACCUUCGACGCGGUCAGCGGCUCGGCCAUGCUCCACAACCGGCCCGCCGACCUCCAGCCGGACGGGGGCGGAGCCCCGAGCGCCGCCGCCCCUCAGUCCGUGGCCCAUUUCAUCAACCUCACCACCUUCGUCAACCCCAUCCCGCACCCGCUGGAGCAGCCCGCCCUGACCGCGUGGAGGUCCGCCACUCCCGCGGACGGAGCCCACGUCGCCGCGGCCAUGGACGGAUCCCAGCCGAACCCCCAAGAUCCUCAAGCCCAGGCCAUCACGCCGCAGCAGGUUCCCCAGCAACCGCAGGCUCCUCCGGAGCAAAGUCAGCCAAUCCAAGCCCAGGCCCCGGAGCCCUCGCCACAGCAGCCCACGGCAACCCAGCAGAUGUUCAGCUACUGA